UUUCAAAAAAACGCAAAUAUUUGGAGGUCUUGCGGGAAUAAUAUCUGAACAAGCAGAACAAGAUGAUGAAAGAUUAAGUAAUUUAAACUAUAAAUCGGCCAUGAAAAGAUUAAGCCCAAAUUUUGGUCCAAACUAUAUGAAUCGCUCGAGAUCAUUAGCUUCUCUUAGAUCCGAAAAUUUUACGCAAUCGACCAAGGCUACUAUAGCUUCACAAUCUUCGGCAACCAAUUCUUUUAUUACAAAGAUUGGAAAGGCUGGAAACAAAUCACACACUGAUGUAGUUGAAGAGAUCUUCAUGGGUACGACAGUUUUCGACGAUGAAGAUAAUAGAUCGGUGCAUACCACCGCUAAUUAA
Messenger RNA from Racocetra persica, 355 nucleotides. The record is from the annotation of a GenBank genome assembly. Lineage: Eukaryota; Fungi; Glomeromycota; Glomeromycetes; Diversisporales; Gigasporaceae.